GUAACCGGACACCGACCCCCCAGAGCUGCUGCUGGCUGCUCAGAGUGGAGCAGAGCCCGGCGGCAGCAGCAGUAGCGGGGCGGUCACCUAGUUCACCCCGCAGACAGAGAGCGGAGGCGCGGCGGAGCAGAGCAGGAGGCUCCGGUCCUCCCUGCCGAACUUUCCCCGGCUUUGAACCUCUUUCAGCGGCUGCUGCCGCUCCACAGAGCUGCGUGGACGAAUAACGGAGUUCUGCGAAAGUGGGAGAAGUUCCGUCCUAAGCAGCCUGACAGCCGCCGAGAUGAAGAAGAACAGCUCCGGGAAACGGGGCCCGGCGGACUCGGCGCAGCAGAACUCUCCACCAGACAAAGCGGGCUGGAUCAAAAAGUUCAGUGGGAAGGGGAUCUUCAGGGAGAUCUGGAAGAACCGCUUCGUGGUUCUUAAAGGAGACCAGCUGUUUAUCUGCGAGAAGGAGGUUAAGGAGCUGGGUCGGGCCGAUGAAGUCCUGGACCUGUCCGACUACGAACGCUGUGAAGAGAUCAGGAAGAACAAGAGCCGCAGCAAAAAGAACCACAGCAAGUUCAGACUGCAGCGCUGCAGCUCGCCCGGCAACACGGUUCCCAAUCUGGUGUUCUUGGCCCUGAGUCCAGAGGAGAAGGAGUCCUGGAUCAACAUCCUGAACGCAGCCAUCACCAGAGCCAAGAACCGGAUCCUGGAUGAGGUUCUGGUGGAGGACUCACAGCUGUCCCAUCUGACCAGAGACCGAGCCAAGAUUCCUCAGAACCGCCGCCUUCCCUCCAGAGGCCACCUACUGGCCGUGGCCUCCACCUCCUCCUCAGACGGGAUGCUGACCCUGGACCUGAUCCAAGAGGAGGACACGGCGUCUCAGAAUGGACUCAACACCCUAAACCUGGACAAACCGGCCUCCCAGCUCAGCCCCGACUGUCCCAGGUCCCAGACAGACAGCGCUCUGUCGGCCGGAACAACCGAGUCUUCCACCAAGUCUCACAGUCUUCCCCGCGAGACGGUCGUGUGGCAGAAAACGGGUCAGAGCCGAACUCCUCAGCCGGACAAACGGCCCAGCGUGGCGGAGAAAAACCGCUGCUCCUCCAUGGACGAGAUCCUGAACCACUCCGAGACCAAAGGUGCCAAGAACAAAACCCCUGUGACAUCACAUUCCCCCACCGCCACGGCAACCGGAACCAUGGCGCCCAUCAGCCAGCUGCAGGAGCUCAUCAGCAAGAAGCUGGAGAAGACGGAGAGGCUGCUGACGGAGGUCAGGAGCGACGCGGAGCCUGGGAAGGCGAGGGGGGGGAAACCGUCAGGGGAUGGGUCCCGCGCCGAGGUGGAGAGACUCCUGAAGGAGGCCGCUGAGGCCUGGAACCAGGCCCGGGAGGUUCUGGAGGAAGUCAAAGAGCUGAAGGCAUUGUACCAGCAGCUGCAACCCGGAUUCUCCCCCUCCAACAGCACCAAACAGAACCCUAACCGCAAGAGCCUGAUGUAGGCUGGGAGAGGACUUAGUGAGCUGAACCGGGGCGGCCAGGAAACCCAAACCGCUUCCUGGACUUCAGACCAAGGGACCUAAAACUGGAAAAACCACUUUGCUUAUUUCAGGUCAGCUGGGUCCAAAAAAACGUCUGAAAAAGCAACAGAACCUGAUCAGAUGAGCCUAAUGGUUCUGUUUUCAUAGAAUAAGCUGCUCCGGUUCUGUUGGACCUACUGUCCAGCUGACCUCUCUGGGUACCUGAACCGUGCAAAACACACCUGUCUGUCAGGUGACUCCUCAGGUUUCAGCGGGUCGGGUCAAAUGUUGACCUGAGGUUCUGAGGUGAUCCGGGUUCGGGCGGCCAAACUGUUCUGAUGCUUCUGUAGGAGCGAAAAUUAUUUAAAUGCUGCUUUUUUUUUUUUUAGCUUUGGUCCAGUUCCUGAACUCAUCCAAACCCAAACUGAUUCAGAACCGACAGACAGCUGCUUGGAGCUCCGGAAUAUUCUGAAGGAAAACCAGCAGAUUUAUUUCUUCAUUUUACCAAGGAAGAAAAAAUCAUGAAAGUAAAUAUCUUUAUGUUGUGGUUCUGUACCAUGAAGACACGGUUCUGGGAACCUUUCGGAUCACGUGCAGGAGCUUGGUUCUCCCUGCUGGAGCAUCUGGGAAAAAGUCCUGGUUCCGCUCCGCUGGGUUGGACCUGAUACUCCAUAGUUGGGAAUAACUGGGAAAGAGCGGUGGAAUUUUGGCCCAUAGGGCUUUCCGUAGAACAGAAUAGAACUUAAUUGAUCUGUUAUUUUUAGUGCUUAAAGGUUCUGCUCAGAACAGGAAGUUCUUUCAGAACCGGUCCCUGAUGCUUCCCGCUGGUCUGACUGAAUGUGCCAACCGAUCCAAGAGUUUGGACCUAAAACCCGGUUUUAUCCUGUAGGAAUCAUUUGGAUCUCCGUGUAGCAGUUCUUCACUGGAUUUACUGCUUUCAGAGCCGGGGCGGUACCAGCAGAUUCUGGAGGCUGUGGAUUCCUUUAGAACCCUGAUGUCCUCUAGAACGUUCCUCAGGGGUUGGAACUCGGCUCCGUCCCGUUUACAGUAAAACGGGACGAAAAGUCCGGUUCAGUUUAUUUGGUUCCAUCAGAUUCAAACCCAGUUGAAAACAAACCAGCAGCCUUUGUUCUGUUUGGACCGGCUGCUCCAGUUGGUCCCGUAUUUAUCGGUACGACGUCGGACUGAGCUUCGCAGAUUCUUCUGCAGAGCUGGUAACUCAGAGAGACCUUAAACCGGACCCAACGGGUCAGAACCGACCAAACAAUGGAACCAUCUGGAACUGAAGCUGGAUCUGUCAAUGUUCUGAAGGAAACCAGUGAGCUACUGGUUCUGAUUCACUUCAGAUCUGAGCUUAACUGGACUCACUGGUUCUGUAAAUGGUUCUGAUACAAAACAGUUAGGAGCUAUUUUAUUUUAUU
Messenger RNA from Cyprinodon variegatus (sheepshead minnow), 2922 nucleotides. RefSeq names its product pleckstrin homology domain-containing family O member 1-like (gene plekho1b). Gene Ontology annotation, biological process: regulation of myoblast fusion. The record is from RefSeq and is a predicted model, not a curated record. Gene Ontology annotation, cellular component: muscle cell projection membrane; ruffle membrane. The coding region runs from base 281 to 1483 and encodes 400 amino acids. The transcript has 6 exons. NCBI's taxonomy places the organism in Eukaryota, Metazoa, Chordata, Actinopteri, Cyprinodontiformes, Cyprinodontidae.